CGUGCUGGUGUAAAAGAUCUUGAUGAACGUAUGCAGAACCAAAUUGAAGUCACCCUUAGAGACUUACGAUCUACCCUUAGGGCAUACGGAGCACCCUCAGUUUUAGGUGCGCCCGCACUGUCCACACCUUCACUAUUCGGAUCAUCUAUGAAUCAACCUAAUCAACCCAGUACGCCCUCGAUUUUAGGGUCAUCAUAUAACCAACCCGCCGCGACUCCAUCUUUAUUUGGAUCAAAUCCCUCAGGUUUUGGAUCAUCCACCUUUGGUGGUAAUAGUUCAUUGGGUUAUCCGGGAGGAGUUCAGGCUCAACCAAAUCCUGGGUUUGGUGGAGGGUUGGGAAGUACAAUAAACAAUCCACAAAUGCAAGCAUUUACAUCACAAAGUGAAUUUGAAUUAUAUAAAAUACCUGAAAUACCUCCACCUUCAGAAUUUAGAAGAUGA
Funneliformis geosporum is the source of this 441-nucleotide messenger RNA. NCBI's taxonomy places the organism in Eukaryota, Fungi, Glomeromycota, Glomeromycetes, Glomerales, Glomeraceae. The record is from the annotation of a GenBank genome assembly.